Messenger RNA from Scophthalmus maximus (turbot), 6747 nucleotides. RefSeq names its product interleukin 16 (gene il16). Bases 120 to 4973 code for a protein of 1617 amino acids. Lineage: Eukaryota; Metazoa; Chordata; Actinopteri; Pleuronectiformes; Scophthalmidae. The transcript has 27 exons. Gene Ontology annotation, biological process: induction of positive chemotaxis; leukocyte chemotaxis. The record is from RefSeq and is a predicted model, not a curated record. Gene Ontology annotation, molecular function: CD4 receptor binding; cytokine activity.
CAAUCGCAGGGAGAAACCCUUGCUCUGAGUGGUAGUUUUUGACCGGAUGCUCUGCCUGGACCUCUGCUUGUCUGUCCUUUGGAUCUCCCGCCGGCUUGAGCCUUUUACAGAAGCUGCGAAUGCCGGCUAAGAGAGGCAACAUGAUCGACUACGAGCGUCCCUCUCCAUUAGGCUUCGGGCCGGCUGGGAGGAGUGUGUUGGUUCCUGAACUCCUGGCACACACAUACACACACACACUGACGGCCAUGCCUCAAAGAUACUCCCACCAGAGGAGGAAAGCCAGCACGGCGGCUGCUCGGAGGAUGGAGAGGAGACACAGGGACCAGGGGAAAAGCAACAACAACAACCCCACCGGCAGCCACAACCACCGCUCCAAGAAGCUGGCCAUGCUCUCCAGGUCCCUGAUCUUGUGUCACUCUAAGACUAAUGAUGACGGUGUAGAAGACAGGAAUGCUGGGGAAGUGGCAGACGGAUGCCGGGUGCGGGGUCCGAGCUGGAGGACACUCGCAACUGCGGCGGUUCAAACAGGGUGCAGGGAUACAGAGAGCGGACACUGCAGGGCGACCCGGCACUCUGCCCCUGAGAAAAGAGGAGGCAGCAAGGCAGAAAUUCAGCUUCAUCACACCGCCACACUCAGGGAGAAUAAAAGAGGCAUAAGGAGGUCCUUCAGCAUCAAGCAGAGCAGUAUCUGGAGGAUGUGUGUAGCCACAGGGCCUGCUGAGGAGGUGUGCGGACCACAAAUGGCCGACAACAGCGUCCAGACAGAGGACAAAGACCCCCAUGUGGAGCCAGGGAGGAAUGGAGGGAACCUACACAGAGGCUGCAGCUUCCCGAGCCCAGACAAGCUGGCUCCCUUUAACGGACACUUCCUAAGUGGCCGUGCCUGGAUGGAGGGGGAUGCGGCGAGGGGUGUGCACAUUAAAGCCUAUAGUGAGGACAUUUCUACACACGAAGAAGACACCCUGCAUUCGCCGAGUCUGACUACAAGCCCACAGCACCCGACUCUCAUCUCCCCAUCCGACCCUCUGUCGCUGCCUGGAUACACAGAUGAAGAACUCACAGCCAACAACAACCACCUCAAGUUACCCAUCCCAGAGGUCAACGAGGAGAAAUGCUGGGGAACAGAGAAGACUGAGCAGAGCCCACCAGGACAGCCGGCCGGCAACAGGACACGGUCCAAUUCAACCAGCGUUCAGCCGUACUGGAUCGGGGAUCUGGACAGCAUCAUCAUGAAGACCCCUGAGCUGUACACCAGUCAUCCCCCAGGGGGUGGGGGUUUAUUUGGAAACAGGAAGUCCCUUUCCCAGCAGCUGGAGUUUGCUCACACCAACACUCAGCCUGUGCACCGUCCCUCGCGCUCCCUCAGCUCUGCCCAGCUGGUUCAUUCCUGCAGCAGCAUGCAACAAGCCUUCAUAAUCUGCAAUGUAGUGUUGAUGAAGGGCCACGGCAAGGGUCUAGGCUUCAGCAUCGUGGGUGGGAGGGACAGCAUGUAUGGACCAAUGGGGAUCUACGUGAAGACCAUUUUCCCUGGAGGGGCGGCCAAUGCCGAUGGAAGGCUGCAGGAGGGUGACGAGGUCCUGGAGCUGAACGGGGAGUCUCUGCAUGGUUUGACUCAUGACGAAGCCCUGCACAAGUUCAAACAAAUCAAAAAGGGCCUGCUGACUCUCGUGGUGAGGACCAGCCUGCGCGUGGGGGCCCUAUGUGGGCAAGUGCAGGUGGCCCAGCUGUGCAGGUCGCGCUCCCUCAGCUCCACCACAGGCAUGGCCAGGGUCAGUGCCGACAUGGGCGACUACAACUACCUGAGCAGCUGCAGCAACACACUGAGUGGCCCGGGUCAGCCUGCUAAACCGAGAGACCGAAUCAUGAUGGAGAUCGCCCUGCACAAAGAGGCUGGUGUUGGUCUGGGUAUUGGACUGUGCUGUGUUCCAUCUGGAGACGGAUGCCCCGGGAUCUACAUCCACACCCUCUCUCCGGGAUCUGUGGCACACAUGGACAGUCGCCUCCGGUGCGGUGAUGAAAUCAUGGAGAUCAACGACACAGUGGUUUACAACAUGGCCCUGAAUGACGUCUACACGGUCCUGAGCCAGUGCUUACCGGGCCCAGUCCACAUCAUCAUCAGUCGCCACCCUGACCCCAAAGUAUCAGAGCAGCAGCUGAAUGACGCCAUCACUCUGGCAGUGGAAAACAGCAAACUGAGAAAGGACAAGAGCCAGUGGAGCAUUGAUGGCCUGCGCAGACUGGAGUCUUGCUCUCACAGUCGGCAGAGGUGUGAGCAUUGUCUGGAGAGGAGCUUCAGUCAGCUCACGGUUCGACGAGCACAGAAGACUAUGACCCGCUCCUGCAGCGACAAUGCCAACAGCCACCACUACAACCGCUGCCUCGCCAUGCACAACCUCCACAACGCGCACCAUAAACAAUCCACCCGUGUCCACAGCCUAGACACACCAAAGUCUGUAACAGACACAUGGCCGGACAACAGGCUGUCUGUGCCCAUGUAUCCCGAUGAAGACUAUAACAUCCCAUACAACUCUCCUGCUGCCAACCUCUCCAGUCAGCAGGCCCUGGAUCUGGCCCUAAGGGGCAACAAGUCUAAUUGCAGGGUACGUGCUGCUCCACGUCGGUACUGUUGGCCUCAGGAUGUGACCAGUGAGGAGGGCUAUAAUGGAGACUCCAGUGGUUCUAGCAGAGGAUCCCCAGUUAGAGACAAGGGGCCGGAGCCUUCCUCACACACCAGCUGCCAGUUCUUCAGCAGUGUAUACAAGGCCUUGCAAAAGAUCCUGAGGUUACUCUUCAGGAAUCAGGAAGGAGAACGAAUAAGGGAACAGUCAGCGGGGAGCAAAGACGAUUUCACUCAUCCAGACACUGCAUCCUGCACCGGCGACAGACAACACAUAGGGGACUCAUCAGCGGCGCUCUGCUCACAGCCAAAGCGGGGUCCUCUGAGGAGGCAGGCUCGUAUUGAACAACAUUCCCAAGAGCACCUUCAGGAUCCCUGGGUUCGCCUUUCAGACAGCUCCCCUGAAAAACUGCGCGAAACCCACUGCCAUCCAGCUGCAGACAGAACACGGCCUGUCAACAUCCAUAGCAAGCCUGCCACCAUGAGUGACGAAGAGAACCCUACCAAGCACAAUGGCACAGCCGCAGGUGUGACUUCAGAUCCUCCAUCCAACAUGACUCCGGAAAAUAUGUGUGAAACUCCAGAAUCAAAGAGGGGGCCCCCGGUGGCACCCAAGCCUGCCUGGUUUCGCCAGAGUCUGAGGAAAAUUCGAGACGAGCAGCACCACAAGAAGCAAGCUAAACCCACAGAGCAGAGGCCUGCUGUGGGUUCCACCAGAAGCUUUGCAAUCAGAUCUGCUUCGUCUGCAGCCAACCUGUCACUCAAGCAGAAGAUCCACUCAUUUGAGACUUUUUCCAGUCCAGAGGUUCCAGAGAGGGGUGGCCAAAGGAUGCCUGUGGCCCCUUCCACUUCCCUCCCUCUGAUGGAGAUGGGGCCCAGGAGUCAACCUGCCUCACUUGAAGACUGUGGGAGCAGCAAGCAUGGAAUCACCCAAGAGAUCCUGUCGAACCAGCCUGCAGGUGGUCGGGAGACAGACAAAGCCGUCUCUUCUUCACCCUCUGCUUUCACCUCCUCCAAUUCUGAAGGUUGUUGUCAAACAACGGCAAAGUCCUGUGAAGGUGAACCUCCCUCCGUCCAGAACCCCACAGAUCUCCCACCGCCUGAAUCCAACUGCGCUGAUCCGGUCUCUGGGACAAAUGAUUCUUGUUUGGCUCCAGCCAGUGACGACACAAAUGUCUCACCAUCAAAACAGGCAUCUGAGCACGAGAGAAUGGUUCUCAGCGAGGUAGUACCCCCCACGGCAUCUAUUCGAUUCAGUCAAGAUGAGAUGAGUCCUCCAGAUGGGGAUGGAGCACAUAACCAAGAAAAGCUGCUGAGUACGACUAGUGCGGGUCUACCUACAGAGAGUAACUCCCCGAGAGGCCUGGAGGAGGAGAGUUUAGGCAUAAUUCUUGCCUUCAGUAACCAGGUUUCACAAGCAUUGAUGCGCUCUCUGCCCAUGCACCCCAGCCAUGGUAACCCUCACUCCGCAAACCUGCAGGACCCCUCCUCAGUGGGUUUGACUAACCCUGUGGAGUGUGAGUCUGCCUUGGACGUCAGCGACAGAGGAUUCUCUGUCAGUUUGGCCACACUGAGAGAGUGCACCAUUGAGCGAGAGGAGGGGGGAUCUCAUGAGGAGGCAGGCGUCACCUCUGCUGGUGCUCACUCUGUCAUCGCAGCCAUCCCUUCAAACGAAAUACAGAGGAUGAUUCAGGAAGUGAAAACUCUGGACGCAGAGACACUGAAGCAACUGGGGGACAUCCAUGUUGUGAUUCUGCAUAAAGAGGAGGGGGCGGGACUGGGAUUCAGCAUCGCUGGAGGCUCUGACCUGGAGAGCAAAGCUCUUAUCGUGCACAAAGUGUUUCCCAGCGGCCUGGCAGCUCAGGAGGGCACCAUUCAAAAAGGAGACGAAGUGCUGUCUAUUAAUGGACAGACGCUGCGCGGCGUCACACAUGCGGAUGCCACCGCUGCGCUGCGCCAGGCGCGCAGUCUGAGGCUGGCCGUGGUGGUCAUCGGUAAGACAUCGGAGGGGGAAGCGGGAGAGCUGGGAGCCUGCAAGAGCGAAGGGCCCAAACCCACAGCGCAAAAUCAGGGAGCUUCCGUGAGCAUUGAGCUGCAGAAAGGAGCUGGAGGAGUUGGUUUUACUCUGGAGGGAGGAAGAGGCUCAAUCCACGGCGACAAACCUUUGCUCAUCAACAGGAUCUUUACAGGUGGGGCCGCAGAGCAGAGCGGUCUGCAGUGUGGAGAUGAGCUGCUGCAGGUGCAGGGGGUCAGCCUGCAGGACAUGACGCGGUUCGAGGCCUGGAACAUGAUCAAGGCCUUACCGGAGGGACUCAUCGUGGCGGUCAUCAGGAGGAGCCAGGGGGCGACAGAAUGAGACGCACUGACUUGCCGGGGAGCGCUACCCGCAAAGGAAAAAGAAAAAACAACAAUAGUACCUGAGAGACACCAAUGUUGGCCUUAACGCAGUCCCCUAGACUUCAGGUAUCAGUGAGUGUGGCCCACCUUAACUAGUUAUUUUCUCAUAUCAUUCAUGGCCCUGCAGACAAUUUUGUGUCACAGGUACUAUGACCAAUCUACACACCUCACAAUCAGUAUUUUUUUUUUACUUUCAUCUGAGCAUGGUUCCAAUGAUAGCUCUGAGCCAGGGCCAGGGUCAUGCUGUCAAGCAUAGAUUGUCUAUAAAGAAUGGACGACGCGUGUCCACUUCCAUUCAUCGUACAAAACUGAGCAAAAAACAUCUUAUGUGUUAGUGCCGCCAUCUUGUGCUUUUUGACAACAUUUGGAGCCAGAGUCCACACAUCCGUGAUCACGGCGUGGAGACCACGCGCAAGUUCGUCUCAGCUGUCAAUCGUGAUGUUACAAACUUAAACUUUGAGAACCACCUUGAAAUUAAGAAACCAUCUUUGAGAGAAAUUUAUUUCACGUGAACUUUGACAUUCCAAAUGGGUUCAUUACCUAUACUGCAGCCGGCUGGCAGGGGACGAUCCAGGAGAUUUGGCUCUACUUUUUUCGAGCUGUCAUGUCGUUCAUCUUUAUAUAUGGUCUAUGCUGUCAACUCAAUAAAUUGUGCCCACAAAUAACUAACUGUUGUCCUCGAUUCACUGUACAGUGCAAGUCCAACACAGACGAGUAGACAAGUGCGAUCUACCUCCCUCGAAUCUAACACAAGACUUCAUGAAAUCCAACGUGGCAUCACAAAGGCACAAAAACAGCCUUUUUUUUUCGCCUUAAGACGAAUGUAAGAAAUUUAAUUAUGAAACACAAUAUUUAAUAUGGAGGAAUCAACGUGCAGCUCGCAUCCAAAACACAACUGGCUGCCUGCGGCUCCACUCCUCAGUAACUGAAUUGAGGGCACACAGUAAACUAUAAUUUCAGUUCCCACUGCUACGGUAAUGUGACAGCGAGUGCUAUUGAAAGAUUAGAUUAUAUAUGAGCCUAGAAAGUGCACAUGAAAUGUUGAUUAAAAAGCCCGUUGGUGAAUAGUCUCUUCAAAAACAUAGUAUAUAGUAUUUCAUGUUUAUAUUACCAAAAAAAUAUGAGAGGUAAGAGGUAGUAAAACGUUUCUUAAAAAAAUAGUUUUUAAUUCUCUGUCCAUCUCCGUGCGAGACAACAAGCCACAAGUCAGGCCUCGUGAGCCACCUCAUGAUUAGAAGCCCUGUCUGUUGCUACCAUAGCUGUUUCACAAUUCUGUCUGAAAAUCGACAAUUUUUUUCCGUCUGAUUCGAGUCAGACAUUGGCACAAAUAUGAAGAAAAAGGGAAAAGGGACAAGUAUGGAAUCACGUGCACAUGGCUACUGCAGCGGUACUCUAUGUAUUUAGAAGCCAAUCAAACACUUCUAAGCACCCUUGUUGACUCAGUAGCUGAGUUUGUCCCUUCUUCCAUUUUACAAAGUUAUCAGUCAAACCAAACUCGGCCUGUGUUUCAACCCUAAGCGGGAUGCGAGGCAUUCUGAGCACUCAAUCCUCUCAAUAAAUGAGUUUGUGUUUAACCCUCAUGCAUCAUUAUGGACAUUAGUGUCCAUUUGUGAAAGUUUUUCCUCUUGAUCUGGCCAUCAUUUUGGCUGUGGUAGUGCAUAUGGCACUUUUUUUUGUAAGAAAGUCUCUCUCUUGAAAAAUGUUGGAAUAAAAAUUUUAAUUUUUCUAAUAGA